Messenger RNA from Engraulis encrasicolus (European anchovy), 1383 nucleotides. RefSeq names its product ciliary neurotrophic factor (gene cntf). NCBI's taxonomy places the organism in Eukaryota, Metazoa, Chordata, Actinopteri, Clupeiformes, Engraulidae. Bases 236 to 922 code for a protein of 228 amino acids. Gene Ontology annotation, biological process: ciliary neurotrophic factor-mediated signaling pathway; negative regulation of neuron apoptotic process. Gene Ontology annotation, molecular function: ciliary neurotrophic factor receptor binding. The record is from RefSeq and is a predicted model, not a curated record. The transcript is spliced from 3 exons.
AACUUUUGGUAUGGUUACCUAUCCAAAAGUGCGAAGGAUGCCUAUGCAUUUGACCACAGCUAAAUGACUGAACUUUGCUUAACAUACGUGUACAUCUUCUCUUGGAAGAGUCAACACUUGCUGAGACGUCGGAUAGCCAAUUAAUUAGGCAAGAAGUCUUGUUGGUCGCAUGUGGCACUCGGGAUUGUGAAGAAUUGAAGGCAUUGCGCACCUCUCAGAACUCGUGGAAUUCCUUAUGGCUGGAAAGGGAGAAAACGGCAAAGGAGCGUACCGAGGCAAAUCUGUUCAGCUUGCCCGGCUGCUGAAUGCCGAAAGCGUCCGACUGUUGGACCUUUAUAAACAACGGGAGAGCUUUCCUCAAACAGCCAUAUCCGGCGAGCGUCUAGUGUCUGUGCCAUGUCCGACACCACAUCUUCCAAUGGGGGAGAAGGUGUUGCUUGUUCACACUGCCCUUGGACAGUGCCAAGGCCUUCUGGAUCGGGCCAUAGUCCUGGAAGAUACAGAAAUGGGGCUGACUGGGGAUAAAGACUGCAAAGAGUACCUGGGCCAGCGCAAGAUCGUCAAGGAGAGGCUGGGGCACCUGUUGCAAAGCACGAGGGGCCUCCUAGUGGACGGAGUUGGAACCACAGCUGCAGUGGCAGGGCAAGCAAGGGCAGAGGAACCAGAUGGAGGAUUGUUCGCUUUGAAGGUGUGGAUCUAUCGCAUCAUACAGGACGUGGUUUACUGGACGAAUAUGGCCUCUGAAACCCUCCCGAUGGCUCCCAUGCAAGCAGUAACUCAGCCAAGGAAGAUGGCAAAAAUUAGAAGGAAGGGGAAGAGAACAGUGCGUAGAUACAAGAAGAUAAGCCUACUCAAAGAUCUACACUGCCCUACAAAGCAAAAAGGCAGUAACUGCGCUGUUGUCAAAAAUGAGUUACUAUGACUUCAAUGACAUAUAUAUAUAUCAAAACAUUAAUUUAAAUAAAUGGAUUAAUCUGCAUAAAAGGUGGUAAUAUAAAGUAACAAAACUGCUGCAUGUCAAUAAUGUCUCCAAAACUACUAAGACUGGAUUGCAGUAUCAUUUUAAAGUCAUUUUACUCAGUUUGGAGCUCUGUGCAGUUACUGCCUUUUUGCUUUGUAGGGCAGUACAGAAGUGAUGGAUAUACUGUAGACUGGAGACGCAAGAAGGAACACAUCAUGGUGAGAAUGAAGAGAGAAAUCGAGGAACUGCCAGAGAAAAGUAAUACGGUGGAGUGCCCAAGGAUAUGAAUAUCUUGUUAAGAACUUGUUACUGUACUUUGGUUUCAAUUCUUUAUCAGUGAGAUUUAUAGAUUGCUUCUGCACAUGUCUGAAUCUGAAACUAAUAUGUUUGUGACCAUUUCUAUAAAGCCUAUUCUACUGUGA